Messenger RNA from Aspergillus sclerotioniger CBS 115572, 1865 nucleotides. RefSeq lists its product as uncharacterized. Lineage: Eukaryota; Fungi; Ascomycota; Eurotiomycetes; Eurotiales; Aspergillaceae. The transcript is spliced from 3 exons. Bases 56 to 1780 code for a protein of 574 amino acids. The record is from RefSeq and is a predicted model, not a curated record. Gene Ontology annotation, molecular function: chromatin DNA binding. Gene Ontology annotation, cellular component: nucleus.
UAGGCAGUUUACUGUAGUUGGCGUUCUUGCCUAGUUCUACACGUUCACUGUCCGUAUGGCUCGAAAACUUCGAGCGGCUGCUCAAGCAGCUGCGCAAUCAAUGAGGAAUGCCGCCCCUCCGCUCCCCGAGGCCUCUGACGAGGAGAUGAUCGAAGCACCCCCGUCGCGUGGAUCUUCUCCACCCAUGGAGGAUCCAGGAGAUGUGUCGGACAAGGACCUUGAGGUGGACCCCCAGCCAGAGCCCAGCCUGGACGACGACACGGCAGCAACGCCCGCCCAGGAUUCCAACACACCAUCGCACGGUGAUUCCCCUACUCGCACGGGUGGACGCAUGUCAGCCAUUCCGCGAAAGCGCCGCAUCGGCCGUCCUCCGAAGAACCGUCCGCCAGACUGGGAUGCGCCGGACGAGGGAGGCGCGCAGACACCCAUCCAUGUGACCACGCCGGUCAAACGAAGGCGUGGGCGUCCUGCUGCUAGCGGUGGACGGUGGGCGCGCAAUCGGGGGCCGUCGCAUGUUACUCAAGUUCCGAUCGAUAAGGAGGGCAACAUGAUGGAUGUCAUUGACGACGAAGUGGCCCUUCCGGACGACCCUGAGGGCGAAACCAAAGUGGACAAGAACGGAAACCUACAAGGUGAUCGAGAAUAUCGGGUCCGUGUGUUUACGAUCCUCAAUCGUGGUGAUCGCAAAUACAUGCUGUCCACGGAGCCCGCGCGUUGUAUCGGGUUCCGGGACUCGUACCUAUUCUUCCAGAAACACAAACUUCUCUAUAAAAUCAUCAUUGACGACGAGGCCAAACGCGAUCUGAUUGAGCGGGAAAUCAUUCCACACUCCUAUAAGGGACGAGCUAUUGGUGUGGUCACCGCGCGUUCUGUUUUCCGGGAAUUCGGCGCAAAGAUCAUUGUUGGGGGAAAAAAGGUGGUUGAUGAUUACAAUGUCCAGGCAGCGAGGGAGCGUGGCGAUGUCGAGGGCGAAACUGCCGUUCCCGAAGAUAAGCUCCCUCCGCCAGGCGAGCCUUACAAUAAGAACCAGUACGUUGCGUGGCACGGUGCCAGUAGCGUUUAUCACACCAGCGCUCCGUCGGUUCCGUUGCCCACUGGUAAGGCGGUGGACUCGAAGAAACGCAAGGUCACGGUGACUGGCGAUAACUGGAUGCUUGAACACGCCCGAGAGGCAAGCAACUUCAACUCGCUCAUCUCACUUGCGCGCCGCGAAAACCUCGAAGGACAGUACGAUAUCCACACCAACGUCGUGCAAUACCCCAAGAUAAUGCAGCCUACUCACGCUCGUUGGGAGCGUCUGCCUCCCCCAGACCCGCGAGUCGCGAGCAAAUUGGCCAAGGGGCUAUCAACGUUGAGUCUAACAAAUGGCACGGACGAAGAAGAGUCGGCUGCUGUCAGCAGCGAAGCCAACGAGGCCGGCGACGGCCAGACCGAAUCGGAGACCACCGACGCAUCCAUAUUCUCUACAGUCCCAGUCGCGCUCUCCCGCCGAUUCGCCAUCCAUGAUAUCCACUACGAAUCAUCACCGUAUUCCAACCUGGGCGUUCCAGGCCCAGACGGCGACGUGCAUGACCUCGGCUCCAACGGACUAGUCAGCGUUGCCAAUUCUAUGAAUCCUGAGUUCACAAGCCCCGAGGUUCUGGAGGAGCUUCCUCUCGAGUGCAAAGAAGCGCUCAUCGAGGCCGCUGCGCGCGAAUGGGAGUGGAAGUCCAAGUGGAGCCGGGAAGCGAGCGACGGGGCUCGAGCGACUUCGCUCAAGAGCUAUGCUUGGUUUCCAUAAGUGCAUGCUUUAACUAUUUCUUCCCCAGACGAUUGUAUGAACUGAAGCGGUCGUGCCUCCGCAUACUCUUUCUACCCAAAGAAGC